AUGCGGAAUCACCCCGUUGCGACAGCCCCGGCGCUGGGGGCAAUGGUCAAGGCUGCGUUCGAUUUCAACUAUCGGCAGCGCUUAAUUGGCACCGCCAUAAAGCACUGCAACAGCCCUGAAAAAGAAGUCCGAGCACCUUUAGUAGCUGGACUUCAGGAGAUGGUGGAGUCGGAUCAACGGCUGGAGGGUUCCAAAGAGGCCGUGCUGGCCAUUGGGCGCUUGGCACAGGGCAUGGCCGGACGUAAAGCCAAAGCAGUGCCAGCAGAGGACUCUGAGACCAGCCAAGCGCACCGGGGCCUACACUACGAGCUGCUACAGAUCCUCCUCCACUUGCCGAUCGGUCGCGCCGAUGCUGCUGAGCUGGCAGGACCUGCAGGUGACAUGUCCAAUGCGGAUGAGGAUGUCAAGAAGGGAUUGGCUGAGGCCUCCAUCACGCUGAGCGCUGAACAGCUGCGGAAGCGUGAGGGCGAGCUUCUGUACGAGGUGUUUGUAGUCUACCUCCGCAUCCUCCGGCAACGGCAUCUGCACAGCCGUGAGCUGAUGGGCACGGUGCUCACCGGCCUAGCGCGGUGGGGACAGCAGGUGAACCUGGAGCUUCUUCUUGAGAUUUUGUCAGAGCUGCGCCUGGCGGUCAAGGAUGCUAUCGGAAGAUCCGACGAGCUGGUGGCACUUCAUGGCCUCAACUGCGCCUUGGUGCUACUCAGCGGACCUUCCCAGGCCUUGCUCACAGACGUGAGCUGGCUUUCAGAUUCGAUGACGGGUGCCCUGGCUUUGGCUUUGCCGUCGAUGUAUUCCGUUCACUCUGAGCCUCGGUUCACACCAAGACCUGGACAGCAAAGCGUUGCAACGUCAGUGUCCAUGGUCCGCCCGCGCGAGAGAGCGCCGAACCCGGGACCUGGUGUCCGGCGUGAACGGCCUGCGGGAAUCAUCGGCCGCCAGGAGCCUGUCGUGCGACGUGGGCGUCUUCAACCUGCCAGUUUGGUGCGGGCCACAUCGCUUGGCACAUCGCGCAGCCUCUCUGCACCCCGAGGUGCCAGGCGGACUGCCUCCAUCGGAGCACAGCGAUCGACCACACGGGUCAGGAGCAACUGGGACCCUGCACCGACUGAGCCGAACGAGGACUGGUGCUUUGCCUACUACCUUGCAAGCAGCCUCGACAUACAGGCGUUGACCGAGAAUUGGAAGGCAAGCCUCAGACGAAUACCGCACACUUCACCGCGACCUGGGGAGUACCUCCCCCUGGUGGUGCCAGACUAUGGUCUGGGCAUAGCCUUCCCGGGUGUGGGCGGCGGCCGGGUUUGGGAUGGGGAACCCUUUUGGCUGUUGCCUUGCCUCCGGCGCUGA
This is a messenger RNA of Symbiodinium necroappetens, 1344 nucleotides long. NCBI's taxonomy places the organism in Eukaryota, Dinophyceae, Suessiales, Symbiodiniaceae. The record is from the annotation of a GenBank genome assembly.